Messenger RNA from Paraphaeosphaeria sporulosa, 14829 nucleotides. RefSeq names its product midasin. Gene Ontology annotation, biological process: rRNA processing; ribosomal large subunit assembly. Lineage: Eukaryota; Fungi; Ascomycota; Dothideomycetes; Pleosporales; Didymosphaeriaceae. Gene Ontology annotation, molecular function: ATP binding; ATP hydrolysis activity. The transcript has a single exon. Gene Ontology annotation, cellular component: nucleus; preribosome, large subunit precursor. The record is from RefSeq and is a predicted model, not a curated record. Bases 134 to 14761 code for a protein of 4875 amino acids.
GCAACGACCCGACCGCGGGUUUUUUACGACUUUCCAUAGUGCGGGAGCGGGCCAUUGCGAAACCUGGAACUCCUUGCUAAACAGAAAAGCAUGGGAAGCUGGUCCGAAGUUCUGAAAACCCGGAUAUCGCGACAUGGACGCCUCCACGCAGGCCGGUAAAAUGGUCGACUUCGAGUGGCUCACCCGGAAGUCACUCAUUCCAGGACGUACGGAUGAUUUGUUCGUCGAAUAUGACUUUUUGUUCGUGGAGGUUUGCACACGGUGGAUGAGUGCGGAAGCCACGCCUGAGCUGGAGCUUGCCGCUUUUGGAAGAAUAUUACCUCUUGCGCCUCAUCUUGCUGAGCAUGCGGAGCGCCUCGCUAGGUCGCCACAAGUGCCUUUCCUGGGAUCUCAACAGGCUGGGAUCAAGAGACGGGAUGUUGGCGACGUAUCGGAGGAGGACUUGUGCGAGGCUUUGCUUGGUUGGUUUCGCCUAAUGAGCUUCGACUGUCGGAAUUUCGCAAAGCAUAUGCGACCAGCCACAAUGGAACAGCUUUUCCAGCACCCGAACCGGUGUGUACGGUAUCUGGCUGUCAGGAACUUUGGCCUGUACGUGCAUUCUGCCGACCAUGCAACGCAAGAGAUGAUCAAGAGAGUGGUAGGGGAAGAUGAAGUCGAGGGCCAGUGGGAAGGCCGAACGAUCGAUUACCGAUUCCUGUUGCUGUGGGAAGAGAAGAGAUGGAAGGAGCUCCAAACGAGACUACGGCAGAAUCGAUCCACAGAAGGGCGACAGGUUCCUCCAGCCCAAGCUCGCCAGCUUUCGCCUUAUACGGUCAACAUCAGUGGAGUGCUACUGCCACGUCUCGACGGUGCUCCAUCAAAGGAACGACCAAUGGAACUCAUAUCAACACCGACGACAGAGUCCAACCUCCAGGGCAUUGCGCAGGCUCUGCUAGGCUCGAGCCCUCUUCUGCUCACGGGUCUUGCAGGGUCCGGAAAGACGCUGCUCACGCGGCAUCUGGCGUGGCAACUGAACAAACUGGAUUCUAUGGUCACUCUUCAUUUGAAUGAACAGAGCGAUGCGAAGCUGCUUGUGGGCAUGUACGCAACUGGAGCGAAGCCUGGAACCUUUAGCUGGCGACCGGGAGUGCUCACCACAGCCGUCCGAGAAGGAAGAUGGAUCUUCAUCGAAGAUCUUGAUCGGGCGCCCAACGAGGUCGUCAGCACUUUGCUCCCUCUCAUCGAGCGCGGCGAGUUGCUCAUUCCCAGCAGGGGAGAAACCGUUCGGGCUGCGCGGGGCUUCCGGAUUAUUGCAACCAUGCGCAGCACGCUCAAUCCGCGCGGCCAGCAGAUCAUCCCACGCCAGAACAUGAUUGGCCACCGCUUCUGGAAAUCCAUCACUGUGUGUAUGCCUGGCCUGGACGAGUUUGAGAAGAUUGUUUCGGACAAGUACUCAGGCCUUGGCAAGCACGUCUCGGGUAUCAUGAGAGUAUAUGCUCGUCUCCUCGAGCUGUAUUCGGAUGCGAAAUUCUCCUCCGAAAAUGGCACGUCACUGCGAGCGCUGACGCCACGAGAUCUUCUCAAGUGGUGCGAUCGCAUCGCAGUCUUGCUAGCGCAGUCUUCUUCCUUCAGUAUUGCACAGCUGGACGACAUGUUCAUGGAAGCGUUCGACUGUUUUGCGGGUAGCUUGCGAAGCGAACAAGCUCGAGCACGUGUGAUGGCGUGUGUAGCAGAAGAGCUUCACAUCGACCCUCAGCGACGAGAUCAUCUGCUCUCAAAUCGAGAAGUGAAGCUCGAAGCUCCCGCUAAGAACACAACGUCUGGCGUCCUGAGGAUAGGUAGGACAAGACUGUCUCGACAUAAGAUCUCGAAACGGAACAUUACGAGCAGACCAUUCUCCACGAACGGCUACACGUUGCGGUUACUGGAGAAGAUUGCAGUAGCUGUCGAUCGCCAAGAGCCGCUGCUUCUUGUGGGUGAGACAGGUACAGGAAAAACAACGUGCAUCCAAUACCUAGCUGAGCAACUUGGAAGAAAUUUAGUGGCAUUCAACUUGUCGCAGCAGAGCGAGAGCGGUGACCUGCUGGGUGGUUACAAGCCUGUCAAUGUUCGCAGUCUUGUGAUCCCCAUGAAAGACGAAUUCGAUGUACUUUUCGACACCACCUUCUCGCGCAAGAAGAAUCAACGAUUUCUCGAGAUGCUCGGAAAACGUGUCGCGAAGGGCAACUGGAAGGGUGUCUGCACGCUCUGGCGAGAGGCUCUGAAGAUGGUGGAUGCCGCACGGAAAGCACACGAGUCGCAAACCUCGUCACCAGAUCCUGAUGGCGGCCAACCGAAGAAGAAACGCAAAGUUGACUCCUUGCCAGCUACGUUUCUAGGUUCCCGUUGGGAUAAGUUCGCGACAGAUCUGCACGAUCUCGAGGCACAGCUUGCGAAUGGCUCUGAGGCAUUUGCAUUCUCCUUUCUCGAAGGCAACAUUGUCAAGGCGGUCAGGAAUGGCGACUGGGUCCUACUCGACGAGAUCAACUUGGCAUCUUCAGACACGCUUGAAGCGCUUGCGGAUCUCUUAGGCGGAGGGCCAGAUGGCGAACCGUCAAUCUUGCUCACCGAAACGGGGAAUGUUGAACGUGUAGUAGCCCACCCGAACUUCAGAGUAUUCGCAGCAAUGAAUCCGGCAACCGACGUUGGUAAGAAGGACUUGCCUCCUGGCAUUCGAUCUCGAUUCACUGAGCUGUACGUUGAGAGCCCUGACGGUGACAAGAAGAGCUUGCAGAACAUCGUUGAGAAGUACCUUGGAGGCGAUCAGGUUGACCCGGCAAUUGUUCGCGUAUCCUCCGAUGUGACCAAGCUCUAUCUCAAGAUCCAGGAACUGGCUCGGGCGAAUAUGCUAGUCGAUGGCGCAGAUCAGAAGGCACAUUUUAGUCUUCGAACACUGACGCGGACGCUCUCAUAUGCCCGUGAGAUUGCGCCGUUGUGCACAUUACGCCGUGCGUUGUUUGAAGGCUUCCAUAUGAGCUUUCUGACGUUCCUUGGCAAAGCGUCGGAAGAUCUCGUAGCUCCGCUUAUCAAAGAGCACCUCUUCCCGCAAAAGUCAAUCAUGAAGUCUGAACUGGGAAAGCCAAUGUUGCAGCCAAGUGAUGGGAGGGGUUAUGUCCGGGAAGGUCACUACUGGCUCCGACAGGGCCUGCAGCCGGUCGAGGAGCAGACUCACUACAUUAUCACACCGUUCGUUCAACGGAACAUGAACAACCUCAUCCGAGCUUCUUCAACGCGCCGCUAUCCUGUUUUGAUCCAAGGCCCCACAUCUUCCGGAAAGACCAGCAUGAUUGAAUACCUUGCGAAGCGGUCAGGGAACAAGUUCGUGCGCAUCAACAAUCACGAGCACACUGAUCUGCAGGAAUAUCUAGGAUCUUACAUCUCAGGUGCUGACGGCAAGCUAACCUUCCAGGAGGGCAUCCUUGUAAGAGCGCUAAGGGAAGGCCACUGGAUCGUGCUAGACGAAUUGAACUUGGCGCCUACCGAUGUUUUGGAAGCUCUCAAUAGACUUCUGGACGACAACCGAGAACUAAUGAUACCGGAAACCCAAGAGGUAGUUCGACCCCACGAGGACUUCAUGCUUUUCGCAACACAGAAUCCUGCUGGCUUGUACGGUGGUCGAAAGGCCUUGUCUCGAGCCUUCCGCAAUCGUUUCCUUGAGCUCCACUUCGACGACAUCCCGGUAGAAGAACUGACAGAGAUCUUGCAUCGACGUACCAUGAUACCCGAAUCGUGGUGCAAGCGAAUCGUCAGCGUAUACCAAGAACUUUCUAUCCUGCGGCAAGAGAACCGGAUCUUCGAGCAAAAGAGUUUCGCAACACUUCGAGAUCUGUUCCGCUGGGCGCAACGCAAAGCCGACACAAUACAAGAUCUUGCGAACAACGGUUACAUGCUGCUUGCCGAGCGUGUCCGGAAAGAAGAAGAGCGAGUCGCUGUCAAGAAGAUCAUCGAGACAGUGAUGAGCAAAAAGGGGCCCAAGGUUGAGAUCCAGGUGGAAACCAUGUUCAGCGAGGAUUAUUCACCGGAGAUCAAGCUAUGCAAGGAGGUGACUGGCGCGGACGCCAGUGUCGUCUGGACGAAAGCGAUGCGGCGACUGUUCGUAUUGGUAGCCCAUGCUAUCCGUAACAAUGAGCCUGUGCUGCUCGUUGGAGAGACAGGUUGUGGAAAGACUACCGUGUGUCAAAUGCUUGCGGAUGCUUUUGGCAGGCAACUGCACAUUCUGAACGCACAUCAAAACACGGAGACUGGCGAUCUGAUUGGUGCCCAGCGACCGAUACGAAACAGAGCCGCAGUCGAAGACCUCCUUUACCGGCAACUACAGGAAGCUUUGGGUCCUCAUCUUCAACUGCGAGAAGUAGCCCCGGGGUUGCGAGAGCUCCUUGAAGAGUACGACAGGUUUUUGGCCGAGCGGCCAGACGCACCCGAAUUGAUACCGGCAACUCACCGCGAAGAGAUUCAAGCCAACCGUAUCAAGGCUGCGGCAUUGUUCGAGUGGGCUGACGGAAGUCUGGUCCAUGCGAUGAAAAACGCACAAUAUUUUCUACUGGAUGAGAUCUCGCUUGCAGAUGACUCUGUGCUCGAACGCUUGAACAGUGUGCUCGAGUCAUCGCGAACCCUACUUCUUGCCGAGAAAGGCCCUGUGGACUCGCUGGUCACUGCAACCGAGGGCUUUCAGUUUCUCGCUACAAUGAAUCCCGGUGGUGACUAUGGCAAGAAAGAGCUGUCGCCUGCUCUUAGGAACCGUUUUACUGAGAUAUGGGUGCCCGCGCUGUCGGACGACGAGGACAUUACACAGAUCGUUCAAUCGAAGCUCAAGCCGAGCGCUGUGCAUUAUGCCAGAGAUCUUGUCUUGUUCUCAAAGUGGUUUAACAACAAGUACAAUACCUCUGCGGCAUCGUCUAUAUCGAUACGAGACACACUUGCCUGGGUCACCUUCAUCAACAACUCUCCAAGCGAUGCCCCGAUCUUUGCCAUCAUGCAUGGUGCGGCCAUGGUCUUCAUCGAUACUCUGGGUGCAAAUCCUGCGGGCCUGCUUGCCAUAUCUGCUGCUUCAAUCGACGAGGAGCGCAAAGCAUGCCUGGACCACUUGAGUGAGCUUGUUGGCGAGGACGUAUCCCCGAUGUACUUCGGUUCGAUUGCUAUCUCUUCAACACCGGAACUUCUUCAAAUGGGGCCAUUUUCGAUUCCAAAGUUUUCUGCAACCACUGCCGAGGACGUCAGCUUUUCGCUCGAAGCACCUACUACGAGGUCGAACGCCACCAGAGUCGUCCGUGCCUUGCAGUUAUCAAAACCGAUUUUGCUCGAAGGCAAUCCCGGUGUCGGUAAAACUACGCUGGUUACCGCUCUCGCCCGGGCGAUUGGAAAGCCUCUCACUAGGCUCAAUCUGUCCGAGCAGACAGAUUUGAUGGACCUGUUUGGAUCUGACGUACCCGUUGAGGGUGGUCAGGCUGGCACCUUCGCUUGGCGUGACGCGCCCUUCCUCAAGGCCAUGAAAAAUGGUGAUUGGGUGCUGCUUGAUGAGAUGAAUCUUGCGUCUCAGUCAGUGCUCGAAGGUCUUAACGCAGUGCUCGAUCACCGUGGCGAGGUCUACAUCUCAGAGCUCGACCAGAAGUUCCACAAGCAUCCUGACUUCCGGGUUUUUGCCGCACAGAACCCACACCACCAAGGCGGAGGGCGUAAGGGUCUUCCAGCAUCAUUCGUCAAUCGAUUCACGGUCGUUUACGCCGACGUGUUCCGACCCGAGGAUUUGUCGCUCAUCUGUCGCAAGGUCUUUCCUGGUAUUGCGGACGAAGAAGUCCAGAAAUUGAUCACCUUUGUUGCUGAGCUCGAUCAACAGGUUGUUACCCACCGUGCUUUUGGCAGUCUUGGUGCGCCAUGGGAAUUCAAUUUGCGAGAUACCCUUCGCUGGUUGCAACUGCUCACAUCCUCGCAAUUCUCUGGGACUGCGAGAGAUUUCCUAGACACUAUCUUUGUCCAGCGCUUCCGCUCAGAGACCGACCGAGUUCGACUGUUGAAACUCUUCGAGUCGAUAUAUGGGCAACAUGAGCCACGCGUCACGCUCUACCACAAUCUUUCGUUGUCGACAUUGCAGGUUGGACUUGGUCUGCUGUCCAGGGACCAUGCCAUCACACGGGCUGACCCUACUUUUACUCUUCGCAUCGCUCAGCUGGCGCCAAUGGAGGCACUCGUCGUCAGUAUAAGGCAAAACUGGCCUGUCAUACUGGUUGGGCCACCUGGAUCAGGAAAGACAUCGAUGAUCAACCAAGUCGCGUCGUUCGCUGGUGCGAGCAUGGUCACAUUCUCAAUGAACGCAGAUAUCGAUGCCAUGGAUCUGGUUGGCGGCUACGAACAGGUAGAUCCGUCACGAGAGCUUCACCGUUUCAUGUUGACGCUGGAAGACUUUACGCGGCGUGCACUUUCUUCCGCGACAAACCCAACAUUUGCUGCCACUAGACUGCUAGAGCUGCUCAGCAACUACGCUCUCUCUGAUACCCAGGAGAUACUAGUCCUUCUGCAAACUCUUGCCCAGGAGAAUCCCGCGUCCACAGAGCUGGCAAAGUACUGCCAAGAACUCGAAGUCCUUGUCAACACGCCCCAGCAAAUAGACGGAGCCCGCUUCCAAUGGGUCGACGGUAUUCUGAUUCAGGCUCUCCAGCAAGGCAAAUGGCUCGUCCUUGACAACGCGAACUUGUGUAGCAGCGCAGUUCUCGACCGUCUGAACUCCUUGCUCGAACCGAAUGGGUACCUCAGCAUCAACGAGCAUUCGACUGCCGAUGGUGAAGCCCGGAUGAUGAAGCCGCAUCCCGACUUCAGAAUCUUCAUGACCGUGGACCCGAGGUUCGGGGAGCUGAGUAGAGCUAUGCGAAACAGAGCUGUGGAGAUCUGUUUGUUGGGCGAAGAGGAAGUUGCAGUGAGUUCAGAGGGGGAGCCAGCGAUAGAGCACCCACUUGAGAGCAGGAUGUAUCGCUUCCGAGAGUUGUGCAACACCACUGCGACCGAAGUCACGCAGACGCAACUUGAGGACCUGUCAAUUGUGGAUACUGAUCUUCUCCAGAGUUUCGAGAAACAGGUCUCGAAAGGACUACUGACUAACCGUGGCAAUCAAUCGACCUUUGUUAAUGGCACCCCAGUCAUCAACACCACCUCGUCGAGUUUGCACGAACAGCUGCAAUUCCUCACAUCGAUUGCAGAUCCCCAAGCACGAUCCUUACAAAAGAAGCUUGCUGGAGACGAGAAACCCAGCUUGGCGCUCGCCCUGAUGUCGUACCACCCACUCAACAACGAGCUAAUCCUUCGCCAUAACAGUUCUUCCGAAGCCCUGUCAAGGUGGUACGGCUCGAUAUACGAAGUCCUGCUGGACUGCUUCAAGAUGCAGAAGGCCCUCGCGGCGCUUCCGUCCACUAAGUUUGAACGCCGAAAAGAACUGCAGAAGCUCCCAGCAUUCCUCUAUGCGUUCUGGCAGGGUAUGGCUUCCUGCAUCCAGGGCAUCACCCAGGGCGGCGAUGCCAUGGAUCUGCUCGACAUCGAAGGCUUGACACCAAAGCUCUUGCGCCAGCUCUUCUGGUCCUUCCACAGUCUGAUGACUGGCUCGAACUUUGAUCGUGCGACGUUCCAGACAUACCUGAAAAUGCUGUCCGAUGUAACCACAGGCUUCAACAAGGUUCCAGCGGCGGUUGCUGUCGAUUUGGGCAGCAAGCUGUCUAAGGAGGUGGCUAAGUUCGGCAGCGAGGUUCAACUGAGCAGCGGUCUAGGCAUGGAACACGUAUGGCGCUACUUCAAGCCUGACACGCCCAAGCAACAUGUCCAGCUUGCGGCUGUGCUUGCGCUGGAGAAACUGGCUGACAGACUGGAUGCGAUCAUGUGGAAGUCGCAUUUGAAGCUCGACGAAAUGAUACAGAUCCGCGAGCGUUUUGCCAGUUCCUCGGAGCUUGUCAGGACACAAGACGUGGAUGCUAAUGAGCUUGUUACGGCUCUUACCAAUGCUGUGCGCGAGCUUGAGGAGAGCAUCGGCGAGGACGACACCACUAUAACGCCUUACUUCGAGGCCGUUUUCGAAGGACUGUGCCAGCACCUUGAUAUCGCACAGAGCCUUAUACCGAAGAAUGACCGUAGGUAUAUCUCACCAAAUGCCGCAGUGCCUAUCGUACGCGCCAAAUCUUCAUUGCUCGCGAGGAGACCCACGAAGCUUGCUAAACUCGCGGAUGAGCCUAUGGAACAAACUAGUGCCUGGGGCAACAUGGAUCGCCUGUCUAGGUACAUUGGUUUACACAAACAGUCGAGCCAGCCAGUCGCCAUCGAGGGAUGUGUCCACACCGCUUUACUUUCUCAGCUACACGCCUCGGACGAAGUUCAGCUUGCUCAGCUCGAGCGCUUUGAAGCGGAGAUACAAGUGCUCGCGCAAGAGCUUGUUCUCGACUCGGAGCGCUUUACCAGCCACCAACAGGGCGCUUUGGACUGGCUCUAUCGCAAUACUCUCAACGGCCUUUAUGCGUCGCACUGCAUUGAUGUGAUAUCUACGGUCGAUCAGACCUCAUUGGAAUUUCACCCUACAGCAUCCAUAUCAGAGGCCUAUCUCGGAGCCCUGGCCCCGUUGCAACAGUGUUACCGCCACGCAAGUGCUGUCAACAAAAUCGACUCUCAGGCCUGGGUUCUACUUGGAUUGACCGGAUUGAACCUCUAUGUACCAAAUUACCCUCACGAUCCGGCGCUGCGGCCGAUGAUUGAGCGCAAUUUGUUCAACGAGGAAAGAAUUAGCCUUCUGGGUGCAUUGCAAAUGUUGCGUGAAUUCCAAGUUGGUUUCACGGGCCAAGACACCAGCUUCCGUAUACGCCAGACCGAGAACGCCAUCCGCGAUAUGGGAGAGGAGCCUCCUGUGCCUGCUAUCGUACGUCCCCAGGUAUCAGAACUUGAUGCUCUGCAGGGCGAGUUUUCGAAUCUGCUAAGUGUGAUCCGCCCACUGGCAACGGGGGGGAUGUCUGUCAAAGAGGCUGCUCAAGACAACACGCUCAAGCAAAACAUCUCGCAUAUCAUCCGGAGACUGGCUGAAGGCUACCGAAGUUACGACGAUAUUACUAGUCCUGCAAUAGGCUUCCUUGUGUGCCUUAGCAUCGGUUUAUCUUUGGGCGCAACUGAACAAGAAGAGGAGAACGAUGCCUCGAGAUCGCUUGCGUACAUCACCAAAUACACCCCGUUCUUUGGGUUUCACGUAUAUCAUACGCGCAACAUAAACUCCGAGAUCUUGAUCCAAGAUUGCGAAGCCGAACUAGCACAGAGACAGAACGCGGUCGACUUGAGGUGGCAUGCUCUGCAUUCUCUAGCUGUCAUCAAGGCUGUGGAUGCACCUUACCUGUCCGUCGACAAGCCGCGGCAGCUGAUUCACAAUCUCUUCUCGUCGUUCUAUAGCGAGUGGAAGAUUCAGCUCCAGAAAGACCAACACGAUGAAGCAAAGAACAGCAGCCUAUACACCUACCGUGGCGAAGACGAAGACGGUGACGAAGAAGACCGCUCGCUGUUCCCGGACUAUGAUGACGAGGAGUCGCUGCAAACAGGACACUCCUCCACCUCUCGUGAUCACGCUAUCCGGCUUGCCAAUAUGCAUGCAUUGAUCUUGCUCGGUAGCAGCAGCACCACGGACGGCAUCGAACGGCUUCUUGAUUGGUGUGCAAGAGAGAUGAGCAGAGUUGCUGAAGGCAAGGCAUACGGUAGUCGACACGAGCACGCCUUGCCCGCGAUAUACCUUGCGCUCGAGAAGAAGGCAGAUGCACUUGCUUCUUCUGGCCAAGGCAAGGCGUACAACUUUUACUUCGACGCCAACCUUCCAGAAGCCAAGCGGAUGAUGGCUUUGCUUCAUCGCAUCCAGAUCCGAUACCGACAGAUCCGCAACAUAUGGCCAGAACACGCCACACUGUCGGAAGUGUUGCGUACUUGCGACGAAGCGCUUGAGUUCAGACACGUCGAUCCGGUCGCAAAACUUAUCACGAAGUUGGAGAAACUCUACGGGUACAUGUACGAGUGGCAGCGCGUCGCGAGCAAGGAGUUCAGCACUGCACCACUGUUCGACGACCUUACAAGUCUACUUGUGAGCUGGCGCCAGCUCGAACUAACGACAUGGGCGCGCCUUUUCGACAUGGAGACCGCCAAGUGCCGCGAUAACGCCAACAGUUGGUUCUUCAUCGCCUAUGAGACCAUCAUCGCUGCAGCGGAUUCUAUCGAUAAUGAGCCUACUAUGAAGGUCUUCGCAAAGGAUCUGCUCAAGACGCUCGAAGGCUUCUUCUACGCGACAACACUAGGCCAAUACGAGCAGCGCAUCAAGCUUCUCCGACAACUUCAGGCCCACGUCGCAAUGCGGGCACAGGACAACUCGCUCUUCGAACCGCUCAGCACCGCGCUUGAGAAUUUCAUCUCGUACUUUUCCCGACUGCAGAAGCCGGUACUCGAAGCGCUCGUCAAGGGUCGCCAAAAGCUCGAGAAACAGGUCGUCGACGUGAUCAAGCUGGCUAGCUGGAAAGAUACAAAUAUCGAAGCCUUAAAGGCGAGUGCGAAGAACUCGCAUCGCAAGCUGAGCAGGUCGGUGAGGAAGUUCAGAGCGCUGCUGAACCAGCCUGUUUCCGGUAUCGUCAGUGCUGGGUUCCCAGAGGAGAUUAUUUCACCUGAGGCGAUCGAGAUGGGAGGAGUGGGCACCGCUGUUUCGCCCACUGCACUCGCGCUGUCUGACACGAGCGUGCAAAGCUGGAGCGCUCGUCCCACAAGAUUCAAGAACCUCGCAGUCACUGUGCCGUUGAUGAGAAAGUUGACAACACCUAACACCGAGGCAAUGGAUGGCGCCAUCUAUAUUGAAAGCUUCAUUGUCGACCUCGAGAGUUCCAUGGUUGAGCUGCAGAAAGCCACGCCCACUACCCUGACUGAAGAGACGAAAGUGGCUGUCCAACAUCUCAAGACACGUAAACGCAAGGUCUACGCUGAUACGAUGAAGGAACUUCGCCAGAUGGGCGUCAAGGCGAACUUAAGCACGGAUCAAUUGGCGCGACAGGAAGACCUUUCCACGGUACUCGCUGCUCUGCCUGUCGUCGGGGCGGGACAGACCGAGUUCUUCCUCCAUAAGGCGCUGAGCAUCAUGAAUGAGGUCCGGGGGAUUGCCAAGGAACACCACGGAGAUCUGACGGGCAAUGAUGUUACGAGGAGUAUCGGCUACCUCGAGGGCUUGCUGCAUACUUCGGUUCGACAACGUGGGUUCUUGAGCAAGGCAUCGAAUAUGCUAGCACAAGUAGAGGGCCCGAUUUCUAAAGCAGCUGAGUUCAGCUCGAUGCACGAACAGGAUAUUUUACGCGUCUCGAAAGCAAAGACAGAUGCUACCGCUACUGUACGACCCAGGCUCGCGUGGCUAUGCGCAAUGCUCGAUACAGGCGCACAGGUCGUUGCAGCACAAGCGAAACUUGGAAAAACUAACGAAGUGGAUGCCUUAGUGCUGGAGAUGCGAGAAUGGAGUGGACAACUUCGCCGGUCGGUGGACGACUUUGACAAGCUACCAGCUCUGCCUUCAAACAUAUGGUCCGAAGCUCACACGCAUCUCGAGCAGUCUGUCAAGACUCAAUUGGGUCACUUCCGCGAAAUCUUCAACACCUGGACGGAGCGCUUCCCCAUCUCUCGCACUGUCCUUCAGCAUGUCGAGAGCUUCUUGUUCAAUUACCCCGACGCCACUGCACAAGUUGUGUCAAGAGAGAAGCGCGUUACGAUAGAGUCGCAUGCAAAGGACAUCCUUGACACACUGGACUCCAUCCUUGGCUCCAUGCAAGAUGUCGAGAGUGCACUCAAGGAUCUACCCACCUCGAUCGAUGAUGCUGGCUGGCUUUUGAGGGAAGAAAAGGCUUUGACUGCCGCCAUUGAUGCACUCUACGCGCUUCACAUUAGCUCCUCGAUCAUAAAACUCCUGGACAUUGCCCACCUUGUCUCUGAAGAUGCCGAUCUGCGCGUCAUAGCCACGCUAUUCGCCACCAUCCAGCCUUUGCUGAACCAGUACCUCGCCUCCUACAAGUCACUCGUCGCCCGCUUUUCCGCACUGCACACCUCAACAGCGAAGCUCCUCCAUCGUCUUGCGAAAUCCUUCAUCCAAGUCGGCACCCAGGGCUUCUGCCAGCCGCCCGAGAAAUCCCACGACCAAGACGACAAGACCAAGGAUGAGAAGCUCGAAGACGGCACGGGUUUGGGUGCUGGCGAAGGUGCAGAAGACAUUUCGAAAGAUAUCGAAGACGACGAAGAUCUUGAAGAGCUUGCGCAAGAGAAGGGUGAAAGGGAAGGAAGCAUUGAAGACCAGGAAGAUGCCGUCGAUAUGGGUGAUAAGGAGAUGGAAGGCGAAGAUGGCGAGACCGCAGAGAAGGAAGAGAAGGGCGACGAAGAAGGUGAAGAAGGCGAGGAUGAUGUGCAGAGUGAGGUUGGUAGUGUGGACGACCUUGGGCCCAGCGCGGUGGAUGAGAAGAUGUGGGAUGAGGGUGGCAAGGAGGACGAUCUGAAGGAGAAGGAAGGCAAGGAGGAUGUUGGGACUGAGAACCAAGAUGAGCAGGUUGCUGCUGGCCAGGAGCAGAAGGAUGGGAAGGACGAUAAAGAUGAGAAGAAUGAGGAGAAAGAGGAAAAAGAGGGGGGCGAAGAGGAUGAGAUGGAAAUGGAAGGCGAGGACCAGGAGGAGAAUGUUGGUGUUGGCGAGACAGAGCAGAUGGAUCCGCAUGCGAAAGAGGAAGAGACGCUUGAACUUCCUGACGAGUUGAAUAUGGACGGCAAUGAGGACGAUGACGAAAAGGGGGACAACAACGAGGACAUGGACAUGGAUGACGAUUUUCCUGAGGAGGAUAUGGAAGCGGAGGCUGGUGUCCAGCCUGACACGGUUGAUGAAGAAAUCGGGCAAGAGCAAGAGGGCGAAGAAGAGAAGGACACCACAGGCCAUGUCGAAGAUGAGGAGAUGAAGGAAGGCGAAGAAGAGCAAGAGAGUGAAGAGGGACCCGAGGACGAUCCCGUCCCUCUGCCUGAUGAGACCGCACCAGAGGACAUGUCGCGUGAUACGAAGGACGAGCAUCAGCCUGAUCAGAACGCCGAGGCCGGUGCAGGUGCAGACGCCAACGAAGAAGCACACAAGAACCAACAGGAGCAAACUUCUGCCAGCGCUGCAAACCGCGACGAGGGCACUGAAGGGGAGUCGGCAGAGCAGCAAGAGACAACUGCUGACGACGGUACCCUCGGUCGAACCGCUCAGCCUGAUGCUGGUGGUCAUGGUGAACAGCCCGAAGAGUCUCCCGAGACGCAAUCUUUCAAGAAGCUGGGCGAUGUAUUGGAGAGGUGGUACAACCAGCAGAAGCAAAUUUCGGAAGCUCGCCAGAAGGAAGAGACGCAAGUGCAGCAGAUUGACAAGGAGGUCGACAUGGCCAAUGCUGACUUCGAGCAUCUUCAAGACGAGGAGGAGCAGGCUGACACACAAGCGUUGGGCACGGCGACUGAAGAGCAAGCAAAGGCUUUGGAUCACGAUAUGGCUAUGGCAGUUGAUGAAGAGGAGAAGACAGCUGCUCGACCCGAAGACACCGAAGAGCUACCCGAUGCCCAGCAGGAUGUCGACAUGCAGGAUAACCAACCCCCUCCGCCAGAAGAGCAAGAACCUCAGCAGCAGUCUACUACCGACGGCCGGCCUCAGGCCUUCGUCGGCGAGCAAAAGCCCUUUUUGAACGAAGAAGAUGCGGAUAUGGACGACGCUAUGCCUCUCGAGGAUGACGUAUCAGAUGGCUCUUCAGUCGACGAAGUUGAGACGAAGCUUGACCUUGUGCACCUCGACGACGUAUCCGCUCUCACACCGGAGAGCGCGCGUGCCCUCUGGCUCUCCCACGAAGCCUCCACGCACUCCCUCUCGCAACAACUCACCGAGUCGCUCCGCCUCAUCCUCGCGCCCACUCUCGCCACCAAGCUCCGCGGCGACUUCCGCACCGGCAAGCGCCUCAACCUCAAGCGCAUCAUCCCCUACAUCGCUUCGAGCUACAAACGCGACAAGAUCUGGCUGCGGCGCUCGCUCCCCUCCAAGCGUUCCUACCAAGUCAUGAUCGCGCUCGACGACUCCAAAUCUAUGGCCGAGUCUGGCGCCUCCAACCUCGCACUCAAGACGCUCACGCUCGUCGCGCGCAGCAUGGCGAUGCUUGAGGUGGGUGAGGUCGCGGUGACGGGCUUCGGCGACACCAUCAACGUCGCGCAUGACUUCGACAAGCCGUUUACCAGCGAGGCGGGCGUGCGCGUGUUCGAGCAGUUUGGCUUCGCCCAGCAGAAGACGGACGUGCGCGGACUGGUGCACAAAUCCCUGGACUUGUUUGCGGAGGCAAGACGGAAAGGAAGCAGUUCCGCCGGCGAGGACCUAUGGCAGCUCAUGCUCAUCGUGAGUGAUGGGAUUUGCGACUCCCAUGCGGAUAUCCAGCGGCUUGUGCGCCGCGCGCAGGAGGAGCGUGUGAUGAUUGUCUUCGUCAUCAUUGACUCUUCUGCCGGCGCCCCUGCUGCUGCGGCUGCGAAUGCACCUGAUGGCCAGCCCGAGGCGGAGAAGGAGAACAAGGGUAUCAUGGAUCUGCAGUCUGUGGAGAUCUCGCCUGAGGGUAAGGUUAUUAGGUGGAAGUAUAUGGAGCGCUUCCCGUUCCGGUAUUUCCUGGUCGUUAGAGAUGUGCGGGAGUUGCCCGGGGUGUUGUCCGGGGCGCUGAGGCAGUGGUUUGGGGAGGUUGUGGGGAGUGUUUGAUCGCUUUUGUAUCGCGAAUUUCGCAUUUCAGGCGUUUGAAGGGGUAAAAGUGUGCAUUUGUGGCGUUU